Molecule: messenger RNA, 2202 nt
Organism: Erigeron canadensis
Lineage: Eukaryota; Viridiplantae; Streptophyta; Magnoliopsida; Asterales; Asteraceae
Exons: 4
Coding region: 1-2202 (733 amino acids)
Molecular function (GO): nucleic acid binding; zinc ion binding
Source: RefSeq, a predicted model, not a curated record
AUGGUGCGCACAAGAGCAAACCCGAAUGCCGAGGCUCAAGCUGAGGGAGUUGGUCGUGGUAACCCGGGAGGUGGUCGUGGCAAUCCAAGAGUUGGUCGUGGAGGUCAGCAAGGGAGAGGCCGUGGUAGGGGUCGUGGUGGCCGUGGUGAUGGCUUGGGGCAUGUUGAAAACCCUGAUUUGGCCACUAUCAUCUCUGAACAGUUGGCGACUUCAAUGCCUACUAUUAUCGAACAAGUGACUGCCGCAAUGGGUGUUGUUUCGAAUCAGAACCGAAGAGCACCUGAAGUUGAAGUUGAACCAGUAAGAGUUGGACCGCAACAAGUGAAUCCAGAACCAGAGAAUUUUGACCCCGAAGUGGAGUUUGUUGGGGAUGGUGUUUAUGUGGGCCCUGGACCCAGGAGGUUUCCCAGGAAUGAUGAGUAUGCAGUGGAAAGGAGAGGGUGUUGUUUCACUGAGUUCAAGAAGUGUGGUCCACCAGAUUAUAAUGGAAGAGGAGUGGCUGCUGUGUUUAUGAAAUGGUUGGAGAAGAUGGAAGCAGUCAUGGACAUAAGUGAAUGUGCAUCUCAUCAGAGAUUUAAGGAGAUGAUGAGGAACCGUUUUUGCCCGCUGAAUGAGAUGCAGAAGAUCGAGCAAGAAUUUUGGCACCACACCAUGGUAGGAUCUGGUCAUGCAGAGUAUACCAGCAAGUUCCAUGAGCUAGCUAGAUUGGUGCCUCAUUUGGUGACUUCCGAGUCUAAGUUGAUUGAGAGAUACAUCUAUGGCCUCAUUCCUCAGAUUCGUAACACUAUGACUGGCAUUCCUCCUUACUCGAUUGAAGAGGCCAUUCGAAGGACCAGUGCUAUGACUGAUAACCUGGUUAGAGCUGGAACACUGACUAAAUUUGGAGAGAAGAAGAGGGACUUUGGUGAACCCAGUAAGAGAAGGGAUUUCAGAGCUGACAAGAGAGUCAGAAUUGGAAAGGUGUUUGCAGCAGUUGAGUCAGGACAGAGGGCAUAUGUUGGGCAUUCUCCUCAAGAUUGCAGAGCAGCCAGAAUCCCCGCGGCACCACUGAAUGUCGCACCAAGAAACAUUAGAAAUCCUCCAAUUAAUCCAAGAGCUUGUUAUGAGUGUGGUAGCACUGAGCACUACCGCAAUGCUUGCCCAAGAAUUGUUAGGCGACCCGCCCCAGCCGCAGCCAAUCAGAAUCCUCUACAGAUUGCAGCACCAAAGCCACCAAGAGCUAACCAAGCCCAGCAGGCCAGGGGCCGAGUCUUUGCUUUGAAUGCUGUGGAAGCCGCUAACGAUCCAAACGUUGUCACGGACUUAGUCCCAUUUGAAAUGGGUAGCUCUGAUGUAAUAGUGGGGAUGGAUUGGUUAUCCCUGGUAGAUGCAACCAUUGUAUGUCGCGCGAAAAUUCUUAAGAUUCCCUUAAGCGGGGGAGACGUACUAGAAAUCCAAGGUGAACGACCCGAGUCUCACAAACAAAACCUAAUGAGCACAACAACUGGAGUAACCAGACUGGCCGAUAUCCCAAUAGUCCGUGAUUUUCCCGAUGUAUUUCCUGAUGAUGUUCAGGGAUUGCCUCCGUCUGGACAAGUUGAAUUCCGAAUCGAUCUCCUACCUAAUGCAACACCAGUAGCAAAGGCACCAUACCGUUUAGCUCCCUCUGAAAUGCAAGAACUCGCGACACAGUUACAAGAGUUAAAAGACAAGGGUUUCAUUCGACCAAGUUCUUCACCAUGGGGUGCACCAGUAUUAUUCGUUAAGAAGAAAGACGGAUCUUUUCGCAUGUGCAUCGAUUAUUGUGAGCUAAAUAAGUUAACCGUUAAGAAUCGAUAUCCUCUACAGCGCAUUGGUGAUUUAUUUGAUCAAUUGCAAGGCGCCAAGUACUUCUCUAAGAUCGAUCUUUGUUCAGGUUACCAUCAGUUAAAAGUCCGUGAAGAAGACGUACCAAAGACAGCGUUUAACACGAGAUAUGGACACUUUGAGUUUUUGGUGAUGCCAUUUGUAUUAACAUUUGUAUUAACAAAUGUGCCUGCUGUUUUCAUGGAUCUGAUGAAUCGCGUAUGCAAACCCUAUUUAGAUCAGUCCAUCAUUGUUUUCAUUGACGAUAUCCUUAUUUACUCGAAGACUAAGAAAGAGCAUGAAGUACACCUGAGAGAAGCCUUAGAACUUCUGAGAGAUGAAAAGUUGUACGGGAAGUUCUCGAAAUGUGAAUUUUGA